AAUAGCAGGUGAAAACACAAAUAACUCACAUUCGCCAUCAGUAAGUCCGACACCAACGACAUGAACCCGAGUGCAAUAAUAAUUGCAAUUAUCCUGCUGCUGCCAGCCAGCCAGCAAAGUUCUGAGGGUUUGGAACGCAAGGUGCUGUCGUACAAUCCCACCUAUGAAAUCUGGUUUUUCGUUCCAACUGGCCGGCCCAAGAGUGUAUCCGACAACGUGAAGGAUGCCUAUUGGGCUGCCCGAACUAAAGGAGGUGUUUGCUAUACUGAUCAUUGGUUCUACUGCAAAACUGGCGAAAAAAUAGAAGAGUAAAUUUCUAAACAAAAAGAUAAACCCUAUUAUCAAUAUUUGCCACACUUAUCGCUUCAUAAAAAUUAUACGUGUAAAGUUUACACGGUGACUUGUUAUUGUAUUUAUCAGAAACUUAACGCAAAAAUAAAUUCAAUUGCUUAUGGAUUAGAUAAAUCAGGAAAAGUAUGCGGUAGGUUCCAGAAACUACAAAUUUUUUAAUUAAAUAAAUUGGGAAAAUAAAACGCCCUAAAACCUAAA
Drosophila rhopaloa is the source of this 549-nucleotide messenger RNA. RefSeq lists its product as uncharacterized. The transcript has 2 exons. The record is from RefSeq and is a predicted model, not a curated record. Lineage: Eukaryota; Metazoa; Arthropoda; Insecta; Diptera; Drosophilidae. The coding region runs from base 61 to 312 and encodes 83 amino acids.